AUGAUCAAGCACGGUAUAAGCAAGGUGCUGGCCACCGUCGCUGUGCUGUUCACUGCGGUGGCGGCUGCAAGCGGCUCCACAGUGACGUCAGACCCGACCACCGCGACAUACUCGCUCUCAGCGUUCGCGAUUGGAGACUGGGGGACCACCGUUGCCAAGGACUCGUGCUGCUCGCGCUCGUCCGGAUACAACAACUAUGAUGUCAAUGCGGAGGACGUCGUGGCCAGUCUGAUGAACACUCAAGCGGGGGACGCCAAGGUGAAGCCCAAGGUCAUCAUUGGACACGGCGACAACUUUUACUGGACGGGAAUCAACAGCCUGGAGGGCCGUGACUCGCGCUUCACGACGACGUUCGAGGACAAGUACGACGGGAAGAACCUGAAGGGGAUCCCAUGGGUGAACGUACUGGGCAACCACGACUACGGCGGUGCCAGUUAUAUCUGCAACAGCGGAGACAACAAUGCCAAGUGUGAGAGCACCGAGGCGCUGAUCCAGGGGCUGGAGAACAAGUUCAAGUGGCAGGCGGGGUACACCAGUCCCAAUGACAACCGGUGGAUCCUGGAGGACCAUUUCUACGUCCACCGCAUUGAGGACGCGGCAACGGGGGUCAGUAUUGACAUCUUCAACGUGGACACGAACGACGCAGACGUUCACGGCGCCAUGCAGAUCUGCUGCCAGUGCUACGGUUACGCAGAAGGUGACGAUGCUGGAUGCAGCAACGUUGGCCGUGGCCACCAGUAUUGCGCCGGAGGGAGCACUACAGCUUACGAUACGUGCAUGGCUAAGUUCGCGGAAUGGGGCGAGGAUUCACGCACUCAGCUCAAGGCGAAGGUGGCAGCGUCGACCGCGACCUGGAAGCUCGUCAACAGUCAUUACGGACCAUACGACCACUAUGCUCAGGCCGGCAUGAACAAGUGGUUCGACGUCCUGAGAGGCUCCGGGAUCCACGCGUUUCUGUAUGGCCACACGCACGGAGAGAAGCACGACUACUCGGCGUCGCUUGGAAUGCAUUUCGUGGAGAAUGGCGCUGGCGGUGGCAUUCAGAAGGAGUCUGCGAGUGGAGUCCCGGACUUUGCAGCCCAGUACGCAAAGAACGAGUGGGCGUACACCGGGGACGAGUACGGCUUCUUCUCGUUGGAGGCGUCCAAGGACUGGCUGAAGCUGCAGUACCACACGACGGACAAGAAGUGGGCAUUCACGGAGAAGUUUGGUAACACCACGGUUGGUGGUGUCGCCACGAAGCACUGCUGGUACAUUCCUGCGGAUGGCUUGGAAGGCAAAGCGUGCUAA
This is a messenger RNA of Phytophthora sojae, 1290 nucleotides long. RefSeq lists its product as hypothetical. The record is from RefSeq and is a predicted model, not a curated record. Lineage: Eukaryota; Oomycota; Peronosporomycetes; Peronosporales; Peronosporaceae. The coding region runs from base 1 to 1290 and encodes 429 amino acids. The transcript has a single exon. Gene Ontology annotation, molecular function: ferric iron binding; ferrous iron binding; acid phosphatase activity.